AUGGAACAAACUCAAGACUUAACCUCUGAAACAUGUGAUCCAAUAUUGUCUCUCCAAUUGGAAUCUAUAUUAUCUGCACUCAUUGCUGUUGCACUUGCGCAACCUGGCUAUAGAUAUCAAGCACCACCUGCACCUGCACCACCAGCAAUACCAGUGCAAUCACCACCAGCACCUGUUGGACAUAUACCUUCUGUACAGCAAUUACCACUUCAAGCACCAAAUAACAGACAACCCAUACCCGUAAACAGUUAUCGUCCACAGCAACCACAAUCAAAUAGUGGCAUUUAUUCUGUAGUGCAAUCUGCACCGUUGGCACAAAUCAAUCUACAAAAUCAACAACAAGUUGUGCAGCAUCACGCACAAGCAGCACCAAUACAUGCACCAGCUCCUGUAGCCUUACCACAACAGCAUCCAUUGCCUGCACCAGCACCAGUUCUUGCUCCUGUACCUGCACCAAUUUCAAUUCCAGCUCCACAACCCAUUUAUGCACCAGCACCUGCACCCGCCCCAUUAUCGUUUCCACAACAAACCUAUGUUUCUGCUCCACAACCCAUUGCCUCAGUUCCACAAUCUCACCAACAACAAGUCGUACAACAACAAGUUCUCCAACAACAGGUUGGCUAUCCACAACCCGUACAAAAUAAUUAUCAACAAACCUUCCAAGGUUAUCAACGUCCACAAACUGCUAUAAUCACAAAGGACAUUUACAUACAUUCAGCACCAGAAGAUCAAGAAGAAUCAAAUUUGGGACAGCAAUUGGACAGCGCACCAAUUCGUAAGAAUUAUCGCAUUGUUUUUAUUAAAGCACCAAGUCAAAAUUUGAAACUCGCUACUGCUGCUUUGAGACAAGCUCAAGCCACACAUGAAGAGAAAACUGUCAUUUACGUCCUGUCCAAGAAACCUGAUUUGGCCGAAGUGCAACAACAGUUGCAACAAUCUCAAGCUCAACCUAAGAACAAUAAACCUGAAGUCUACUUUAUUAAAUACAAGACUCAAGAGGAAGCUCAACGUGCUCAGCAACAAAUACAAGCGCAGUAUGAUGCUUUGGGUGGUUCUACUCAUAUCUCCGAUGAAGGUAUUGCACCAAUCACUUCCGUUAUUGGUAAUACACGCGGUGAGGCUGUCUUGAGCCAACCUAUCUUCCCCGCGCAACAGCAAUUUGUGCAACAGAGUUACCAAUCACAAUCAUCAGUUGGUGGUUCUUCGUCGUUCAUUAACUCAGCACCCUCACAGAAAUACUUGCCUGUGAAGACUCUUAAAUGA
This is a messenger RNA of Teleopsis dalmanni, 1263 nucleotides long. RefSeq names its product alpha/beta-gliadin A-V. The transcript is spliced from 2 exons. The record is from RefSeq and is a predicted model, not a curated record. Bases 1 to 1263 code for a protein of 420 amino acids. NCBI's taxonomy places the organism in Eukaryota, Metazoa, Arthropoda, Insecta, Diptera, Diopsidae.